AUGAACCUGCAGAUCUGCUUUGUCAAAGACAGUGGCAGCCAUAAGGACAGCGAUGCUGAGGACAGUAAGACUGAAACCAGCUUGGACACCCCCCUAUCUCCGAUGAGCAAACAGAGUUCUUCCUAUUCUGACAGAGACACUGGUGGGAUGAACCUGCAGAUCUGCUUUGUCAAAGACAGUGGCAGCCAUAAGGACAGCGAUGCUGAGGACAGUAAGACUGAAACCAGCUUGGACACCCCCCUAUCUCCGAUGAGCAAACAGAGUUCUUCCUAUUCUGACAGAGACACUGCUGAAGAGGAAUCCGAAUCCUUGGAUGACAUGGACUUCCUCACAAGGCAAAAGAAAUUGCAAGCAGAAGCCAAAAUGGCCCUUACCAUGGCCAAACCAAUGGCCAAAAUGCAAGUAGAAGUGGAAAAACAGAACAGGAAAAAGUCUCCUGUGGCUGACCUUCUGCCUCACAUAAGUGAAUGCUUGAUGAAAAGAAGUUUGAAACCCACUGACCUGAGAGACAUGACUAUUGGGCAGCUACAAGUGAUAGUCAAUGAUCUCUACUCCCAGAAAGAAAGCUUGAAUGAAGACUUGGUCCAGCUGCUCCUCAUCCGGGAUGAGCUGCACACAGAGCAGGACGCCAUGCUGGUGGACAUCGAAGACUUGACCACACAUGCUGAAAGUCAGCAGAAGCACAUGGCAGAGAAAAUGCCUGCAAAGUGAAAAGAAGCCACCCACCAGGGGUCAAGCUAGCAUUUCUUUUGCUUCUGUGAUUGUAAAAAUGCUGUUAUUGAAGAUGGCGCAGAAACAUCAGUGUUAGUCAUCGAUAAUGUCUGAAGCUUAACGUCCAGUGAUUGGCCUUUGCUUCUUAAUUUAUUUUAAUUUUGUACUUGUGCCACUUAAUAUCAGGCAUUUUAAUAAACUAUUGUUACAGAAAAUGUACAGUACUUAUACCAUCCCAAAUCAUGGUUAACCCAAGAGGGUAGUUUUAACUUUAUUCGUAUUUGUUUGGAGGUUUUACGUUGGAGCCGUAUUUUCCCAUGGACUACUUUCAUUCUUCACUGUAGUUUUAAAGAACUGUAAAUGACGGUGCUAUUCAAGUCAAAACAUACAUGCCUGCCUCGUAGUGAAGUUGUAGCUCUUCGUAAUAUGUAUAUUUUAAUCAGUUUUCAACAUUUUGUGAUGUUGACUACCUGAAGUUCCUUUUUAGAUGUGCUAUUAACAUUCUGUUGGAUUCAGAGGGUUCCUUGAAAGUUUUAUGUAUAAAUAUGUAAAAUAAAAAUUAAAACUUU
Molecule: messenger RNA, 1280 nt
Organism: Tupaia belangeri chinensis (Chinese tree shrew)
Lineage: Eukaryota; Metazoa; Chordata; Mammalia; Scandentia; Tupaiidae
Product: schwannomin-interacting protein 1-like
Exons: 1
Coding region: 1-711 (236 amino acids)
Biological process (GO): positive regulation of hippo signaling
Cellular component (GO): plasma membrane; cell junction
Source: RefSeq, a predicted model, not a curated record